Messenger RNA from Xenopus laevis (African clawed frog), 4162 nucleotides. It is a transcript of the gene amh.L, whose product is annotated as anti-Mullerian hormone L homeolog. The record is from RefSeq and is a predicted model, not a curated record. The transcript has 6 exons. Lineage: Eukaryota; Metazoa; Chordata; Amphibia; Anura; Pipidae. Bases 1 to 1893 code for a protein of 630 amino acids.
AUGCGGGAACCUCCCAGCAUCUUGCACAAAGCUUGGCAGAAAAGCAAGAGGAUUGAUGCAGCAUUGACUUCCGUAACAGAGAUACUACAAAUAUUGUUCUUCAGCUACACUGGCAUGGGAAUUGUGAGUUUAAGAUGGUGGCUAUUGCUGCCAAUGAUGUGUCAAACUCUAUUAAGCAAAUCGGAUCCAAGGGAGGCACAACCAGGUUUUAAAACAAUGGUUCUUCCAAAACCCUUAUCUCGAUCUAGUCCGCUUGUGAGGCGUGAGGUGGGUACUGAAGAACUGGACAAACCAAUUUGUGGGGUAUCUGCUCCAAGCUGGGGCAAAUGGGAAACUCAGGGUGUUGUAAGGGAUUAUGACCGUGCUUUCUUGGAUGCGGUACAAAGGCAGUCAUGGGAAGCAGAGGACCUAAAAGUCUUUGGGUUGUGUCCUGAAGAAAAGCAUCAGACUGCUGUGGAGGUUCUUAAGAGCUUUGCAAAUUUACUUGUAGAGCCUCAAGGGAAACAUCUGGUGGUGCUUCACAUGGAAAAAGUUGACUGGGAAGCUGGAACCAGCCUGCAUUUUAAAGGGACUGUGAAGGAACACGUUACUGCUCAUCUGCAACAUCGUCACUUACUGUUGCUUGUCUUUCACCUUGACACACAUAAAUCCAACAGGGAUCACCGUGGAUCUAAAAUUCUAGUGUCAGGAGGAGGAAUCCAACCAGAGCAGGUUGCUUGUGUAUCAUUAAAUACCCGCUAUCUUGUUAUGAGAGUAGGAGGAACUGUGAAAAACCAACCUUCGGGAGACCUAAUGCUCCAUCUGUCUGUUCAUAUGAAAGGCCUUUCAAAUGGUGUUUUUCUAACUGAUGUUGAAGUUCAGAAGCUCCUUUUUGGCACAGAAAGAAAGUGUUUAACCAAGAUGACACCAGCACUGUUCAUGGUUAUUGGUGGUACCAGCCAAGAUGCACCUGUUCCCUUCUUGUCGCAGGCUGAGAAUGUCAUUCCCAGCUUUAGUACCCACAUAAACCCAGCUACUUCUGCUGCUGAAAAGAAGGAUGAAUUCCUUGAGAUGAUAUCACAGUUCUCAAUGCUUCUGCUCAACUCUAAUAGUAAAGCAACAUCUACUAUUAAACUUCCCCUUGACCCUAAUGAUCACAGUGUUGGCGAUCUGCGUCCUCAACUUUUUAAUGUUACGGAUGUAGAAGCAUUGGAAUGGUUGGUGGACUCCAAUGACCCUUUGGUGUUCCUUUUUCUAUCAGGAAGCAAGUUUUUGCAAGGGACAAAAGUUCUUCAAGAGAAGCUUGCUGGAAAGUUGCUGGAGAAGAUGACAGAUAAGCUUCAGGAGGUGUUGGAUGAUAUGGAAGAGCUUUUGUCUAAUAAAGAUUAUGUUAAAAUCCUUCACCACCUUUUACAUUCUUGUCAUGGCACUUACAAUGUUAGCUAUUUACCCACAGAAGCAGAGAACAUAUCACAGUUGGGGGAGAGCCAGAACAGGAAGCUUCAUUCCUUGAUGCUUCUUAAGGUCCUUCAAACAAUUCGUUCUUAUUGGCAAGACCAAAAGAAGCUUUCUAGACGAAACCGGGGAACUGGCAUCAAACCAUAUUGCCGCCUGCAAGAACUGACUAUUAGUCUGAAGCCAUUUGCGGAGUACAAAGAUGUACUAUUGCCUGAGGAAAUCAAUAUCAAUAACUGUGUUGGGCCUUGCCGGUUUCCACAGACCACACAAAAUGACUACCAGACACAUGUGGUUCUUCUGAUCCAGCUUCAGGAAAGGAGUGAGUCAGGUCUCGCUCGCCCACCAUGCUGUGUACCUGUGAGAUAUGACGAGCAAUGGCUUAUGGUGGUCGAUGAAAAUGGUAUCAAGAUUCAGAGUUACCCUAACAUGGUCGCCAAGGAGUGUGGUUGCAGAUAAUCUGAAGUAAUACAAAAAGAUACAUGUAAAUAUGAAACUAUAGAUGAGAAAUGAGUGCAUUAAGGAAUGAUGUCAUUAUAACUAUUCUAACUUCCCGCUGAAACAGUGGCAUAAUUAUAGGGGAAGCAACCCUGCAGCUACAGGACACUGCAAAGAUAGGGGUGUCUGUUAAGAACUUGACCCUUUUCUCGCCCCACUUCUGCUUGUGCAAUUCCCUGUUUCUGGCCUCUACAUUUACAUAGAGUAGAUCACCGGUGCAUGUGUAGGGGGGAGAGGCAUGGGACCCAUGGGUGUUUGUGGCAGGAGAGACAAGGGAUAUGAAAUUAUGUCAUUGCACUGAAACAUGUGCCUGCAUCAAAAAACUGUUUUUAACAUGCACAUAGAAUUUUUUUCCUAUAUACUAAAAUAAGAAUUAAAAGGUAAAUAAUACUCAUAAAUAUGGUUUAGAUUCCCAUGCUUUCCUUUUGUAGAAACUUUAAGUAGGUAGGUCAUAGGUACAUAUAUAGUAUGAUGAUUUAUUCAUCUUUUCAGUACUCAGAGGGACCAUCUUUUUUGCUUUUCUUUAUUAAAGGGCAUUAGUUUAUGGAUAUUAUGUUACCUUUAAUACCACCAGGGCAUUGUUUGUUUUGUGGAGUGCGCCUGCUAAACACACCACACAUACAUUUUUAUUCAUCUGUCUGAGCUGAGUAUGAAGAAAACUCACAUCACAAAUUGUAUUGUGAGAGAGCAUACUGGAACAUUCAAGGAGAGCAAAAGUUUAAAUCACUGACUAUAACCUCCUACCCUAAGAUGGUUCUGGGUACUUUCAUGCAAAUUGCACCAACACAGGCACACAGCCAUGCUCUUUUGUGCUCCCAUAUCCUCUGCUCUGCCCUGGGGCGCCAGGUAGUACUGAAGAUGAUGGUGGUGGGGUAGUUUGCAUAAAGUACUCUUGCUGGUAUGGGUUCAUGUCUGAACUUUUUAAAUGGAUUAACACACUUUGCAGAGUAGCUUCCAAAAGUCCUCCUUUUAUCAUUUGGAAAAAAAUAGACUGUUCAGUACAGUGUUUUACAUUUUACAUUAAAUAUUUAAACAUGAUUUUCCAGCUGUUUGUAACAAUGUCAAGCAAGCUGAAUGAAUCAGUUCAAGGACAAAUUGUUCUCCUGAAUGCCAGCAUACCUCUCCAACAUUCAAGAUUCAAAGCCAGCUCCAACAAAGACUGCCCUAUCCCAGUUAGUAUAUACGACCACUGAAAAAAUGCGGCUCCGCUGAUGAGUAGCAGUUUUAAAGCCUGUCUCCAACACAGGACAGGUGUAAACAUUAACAAGGGCCAAACAAAGCAAAGACUGUAAGAAAGUCUUGCUUACAGAUGAGUGAGAUAUUAAUGUUUAAGGUUGUAGUAAUGAAACUUAGAAAACAGUGGCUUGGAAGGCCCUAGGUGUUCAGGGUUUUAGCAGCCCUGCAUGAGCAUUUAACAGAAAUCUUAAGAGAGUGGAAGGGAUUCUUCAAAUGUGAGUGACAAGUAGUUUCAUGGUCAGUGAAGAUUUUGCAUUUUGAUGUACAGAUGGCCUUCUGCAAGUUAGUAAACAGUCCUUGAUGCCGUUAGAAUUGGAUGCUAUGGCCAUAUUUGGCUGGUGUGUGUCAUGUCUGGGUAAGGAAGUUUUUAGGUAAAUGAUUAUGCAACGCACAAUUUCAGGUCGAAUGAAGGCAAGGGUCCUGAGAAAUUAAACACAGCCCUGGGUCUUGAGAAAUAAUUUCUGCACCACAUUUCGGCAAAGUGCCACAAUGCAUCCUUCCAUUCCCAAAUGGCUCCUUUCACCCUAGUUGAGCCUAUCCUAAAGCCACACUUUGCUGCUACAAGCUAGACAUAUAGUAGCCCUGCACUUUAUUCUGGAGUACAAAAACUUGCACCUGUUCAAAGACAAUGCUGCUUUGUGCCUGCCAGUAUUGCACUCUGAUCUAGAUUUUUAAUACAGCAUGAGGUGCAGAGCACAGCUAUUCACCAGGGGUUUUAAAUGCCAAUAAAGAUGCUUUAUCUUGAUGAUAAUAUGCCAUUCAGCAGCCACUAUUACUUUACAAGAUUCAUCCCAGCCACAAUUAGUUACUGACAUUUUCUCUCUAAAGAUAAUAUCUUUCUCUAACCAUCAACUGUUUUUUAUGCAGGCUAGGGGGCAAAUUUACUAAAGGGUGAAGUGACAUCAUUUUGGUACGUCGGCAAUUUACGGGCGCUGGCGUAACUUCACUAGUGAAGGAGAUAGACUCUAGCGCUCCUUCGCACUCUUACGCCAGG